This is a messenger RNA of Leptosia nina, 1281 nucleotides long. The record is from the annotation of a GenBank genome assembly. Lineage: Eukaryota; Metazoa; Arthropoda; Insecta; Lepidoptera; Pieridae.
AUGCGUACAUACUCGCGAAAACCGCCGGAACAUCACAUUAUCGAAGGGGUUUUGGAGUUAUGUCGACUUUGCCUCCAUGAAGUUAACAAACCAAUACACAUUUUUAUGGAUGAUGAUAAUAAAUACUGCAAGUUUUUACCCAUGAGAAUAAUGAUUUGUCUUGGCUUAGAGAUAACCAAUGAAGAGUGUUUACCAAAAAUUAUAUGUUCUCAAUGCUUAAAGGAUUUAAAUUCAUUUUAUGAUUUCAAAAAGAGAUGUACACUAUCAUACCAGAAGUUAAAGUCACACUAUUUAGCUGUCAAACAAAAAGAGGUUUCAAAAACUCAGACAAAAAUGGAAAAGGAAUCACUUCUUAACUCUCAUACCCCAGAGGUAGAUUCAAAGGUGGGAAUCGACAAUAAUAAAGAAAAGGAGGUUGUAUUGUCAUUGACCGAGGGAAAUGCCCUAGAAGUUAUCAGUAUUUUUAAUCAAGCAACAGUGCCAAGUAGACAAAAUUCUGAACAUGAGCAGGUUCAAACUGUUACAUCAUAUAAUGUCAAUGACGGCUUAAAUUUCCUCAAUGUGGGCACAUCACCACCGAUACCCCCUAUACCUGAGGAUGUUACCAGCUUCCUAUCAACGAUUUUAGUACAAUUGGGCGUACUUACUAAAGACAAUGAAAACAUAGCUGUGGUCGACCAAACAUUUAAAAAUGUGAGGUUGGAAACUAAUGAUGGAUCAGUAAUGUUAGAACUUGUGGAAGAAGAGGAUUCACCUAUUAAAAAAGAACCAGAACAAGAAAAAAUGCCAAAUGGAAAAUUUGAUUUUGUGUAUGAUGCAAAUAAGGGAAUACCAACGGUUAAAGCAAUGUGUGGGACCUGUGGUAAGAAGUUUGCAAGUCGAGGAGCAAUGUUGCGCCAUGAUCGCACACAUAAGGGCAUUCGGCCAUACGUUUGCGAAAUAUGUGAUAAGGCUUUUACACAGCGUGAGGUUCUACGACGACAUAUGCAUUUACAUCAACCGGAACGUCCCUUUAAAUGUGGCUCAUGUGACAAAGGAUUUACGCAAAGGGCCGCACUUCGCUCCCACGAGCUGACUAACCACGCUCCUACGAGACCCCUUUCACUUUAUCGCUGCAAACUCUGUCCUAAAAUGUUUCUACAUGCAUCUGGGUUAAGCCGGCACCAGACUGUACACACUGAUCGCGUUUAUCAGUGUAAUGUGUGCUCGAGAAAAUUUAAGGACAAGAGCUCUCUGGUGCGACAUUUCAAAACGUCUACUCAUAAAAUGUCUACUUCUUAA